Messenger RNA from Scylla paramamosain (green mud crab), 2533 nucleotides. RefSeq names its product trypsin alpha-3-like. The record is from RefSeq and is a predicted model, not a curated record. The transcript has 13 exons. The coding region runs from base 1763 to 2431 and encodes 222 amino acids. NCBI's taxonomy places the organism in Eukaryota, Metazoa, Arthropoda, Malacostraca, Decapoda, Portunidae. Gene Ontology annotation, molecular function: serine-type endopeptidase activity. Gene Ontology annotation, biological process: proteolysis.
CACUGUUUUUUUUUUUUUCCAGCGUGUUUUUGCGAUUCCAUAGGGUCUGGUCUACUAGAGUUUUAAGUGUCUUCGUGAUUACAGCGAUAGUUUAAUGAGCUCCACUGUAUUUUUAAGGGUGUUUUGUGAUUCCAGUAAUGGUUUAACGAAGACUCCAUACCUUUGGUUCUAAAAAAGUUUUUUUCUUUUUAUGUUUUCGUGAUUCCGGUGAUAGUUUAACAAGAAUUUUACUCUUAAUAGGAUCUAGUGAAAGUUUUGAUGCUUUCAAGGGUGUUUCCAGGACUAGUGAAAGUCUAACUAGUAUUCUACGUUUUGAAAGAUCCUAGGGUAACUUCUAAGAAAUUUCAAGGGUGAUUCAUGAAUCUAGUAAAAAUUUAACACAGAACACAUCAACAAAUCGAAAACCAUCUCUGAGAACCUGACCAAUCAACGCGUCCAUUGAAACCAGAUCCUGUGCGAAGCAACAGACCACGGAGGAUUAGAAAUGGUUAACGAGCCACGCCCCACGACCCACACCACGCCCCCUGCCCACUCGAUCAGCCCAAAGAAGCUACACUAACCCUAGACUCGUCAUACCCACGCCAACCCGCCAGUGAGCCAGUUACCAACCACUCGCGCAUAGGGUUGCAAGCUUCCUCUCCCGCUCCUCCUUCCCUUCGCCUAUUUGUCUUCGCCUCCCUUACACGAUGGUGUGAUAGUCUUUCUUCGUGUGUUUCAAGCAGAGAGAACCAGACAGACGACAAACACUUCAAGAUGCCAAGAGAGACCAACGCAAGAGGGAGAGGAGGAAUGCCCACUCUCUCUCUACGGUUGGCAUUCCUCUUGGACUUCAUAUUAGUGGCAGUAGCGUGGAUCGGGAGCAGCGCGGCACACAACACAACAGGAACCUUACCUUUAGGAUCCCAGCUCCCUGAUGCAGCAUUGAAUGAGCGGACGGGGCGCAGGAUCGGCAGUAGACCAGUUAAUGAAAUGUUUGGGGAGCUGCCGGAGCGGGGUCAGUCCUUCCUGCAGUGCUCAAGAAAACGGGUCACAUCCAGGAGUGGAGACCAUGACCAGGGGUUGAAAAACUGCCCGAAUCUAGACGGGUCCCAAACUUUCGCCCGGGGCACCUCACUUGGGCGAUGUGGUAAGGUUUACUUCCUGGGUCCCGGUGACAACGUGAGGGUGAAAUUCCCGUCAAAGGGCCCCACUUGUGAAAUCUUUAUCUGGGCUGUGGAGGGCGCGUCUCUCGUCCUGCAGUGCCCCAAGUUCCUGCUGGGUCGAGAGGAGGACGAGUACCUGUUUAUUUCCGAUGGUCAUUCCCUAGGCGAGACCUUCUCAGGCAACCAGGGGCCGGGCAAGCUAAAGGGCGCUCUCCAAUUGUACCUGCUCUACUCCCGAAGGUGGCCACGCGCGACCAAGAAAGGCAGAGUCGUGUGCAAAAUCAGAGGAAAACGUAACAAGGGAAGCGGUGGCGGAGGGCAUGGCAGCGGAACUGGAGGAGGAGGUGCAGUAGUAGGAGGAGAAGGUGCAGCAGUAGGAGGAGGAGGUGCAGCAGUAGGAGGAGGUGGAGGAGGAGGAGGAGAAGGAGGUGCGGGUAGUAGGUGGAGGUGGAACAGGAGGAGGAGGUGGAGUAGGAGGAGUAGGAGGAGCUCGGCCUCCUGGUAACGCCGUGGGACAACAAGUGUCUAAUUGCGCCUCAAUUUGCGGUGCGGCGCCUCCGUGGGCUGGCCUGACGCGCAUCGUGGGCGGGUCGGAGGCGCAGAGAGAGGAGUACCCGUGGAUGGUGGGGGUGUUCGUGCGGAGGAGCAGCAGCGGGAGUUACCAGCUGUGUGGCGGGUCCCUCCUGUCCUCCAUGCACGUCCUCACCGCUGCUCAUUGCGUGAAUGAGGCGGGGCUGUCGGUGUCCGUGGGGGUCAGAAUGCACGACUUACGGGACAAAACAAAGGAGAUCGUCCCAGUGACAAGCUACAAACGACACCCGCAGUACAACUCCAGCGGCCACAUGAAUGAUGUGGCUAUCCUGACGCUGGAGAGGGCGGUGUCGUGGCGGCCUGGCGUGGGACCUAUCUGUCUUGCCCCCGAUAAGAACUACGAGGGACAGAUGGCGGUGGUGGCUGGCUGGGGAACGCUGACCUACCAGGGAAAGAACCCGAACGCCCUUCACGAGGUGGCCGUAGAGAUCAAGACACAAGAGUCCUGCAGCCAGUCCUACCAGCACACCAGUCACCUUCAAAUUAAGGAGUCCCACGUGUGUGCCGCCUCUAACGGGAGGGACUCGUGUCAAGGGGACUCCGGGGGCCCUCUCAUGGUCCUGGAGGGGGGGAUAUGGUACCAGCUGGGUGUGGUGAGCUACGGCAUUGGGUGUGCGAAUCCCAAAUACCCAGGGGUGUACUCCAGGGUGUCCUUCUUCGCCUCGUGGAUCCAGGGGGAGGUGCGGGGACACUGCUAGCGGCCUCUGUGUGUCCCUGGGGCCGUUGAUGUCACUGUUUUGUAUUGUAGAAUAUUACCUGACCUUCCUUCUUUCUAAUUUAUAUAAAGCGACGUGAAAAUG